Adineta steineri is the source of this 2352-nucleotide messenger RNA. The record is from the annotation of a GenBank genome assembly. NCBI's taxonomy places the organism in Eukaryota, Metazoa, Rotifera, Eurotatoria, Adinetida, Adinetidae.
AUGUUAACAAAUAUAAUUUACUUGAUUUUCCUAUUACCAUCACUAGUUGUUGGAUGUGGUAUUACGACACAUAUUGAAGUAUCACAUCGUGCACAAGAUCUUUGGUUACAUCAACCUACUUAUCGAAAUUAUAUUCUUCAACAUCAAGAUGCAUUACAAGGCGGAUCUCCUUAUCCUGAUACUAUGUAUGAUUCCGUAUGUUAUCAUGGUAAUUUACAUCAAAUAGCUGAAGAUACACAUUGGUAUCCAUUUAUGAAAGUUGCUAUUGAAUAUAUGCGUGAUCGAUAUCCACCUCCAUUACAAUCUGAUAAUAUUCAAGGGCAAAAAUUUCUUACAUUUCUUCUUGGUACAGCAUCACAUCAAAUAGCUGAUGCUGUAUGGCAUGGAAGUUUAACUGGUUGUCCAAAUGGAUUUAUUGAUGCAACAGCUUGGGAAAGUUUCGAUGGAGAUAAAGGAAAAGCACAUUCAAGUGUCGAUCCAGGUGGUGAUAGUGUUAUUGAUUAUGAAUUACCUAUUGGUUAUAUUGGUUUAACUAAUAAAUGGUAUAUACCAAGUCGUGAAUUAGAAGAAGUUUAUAAACGUUAUGCAAUUGAAUAUGAUUCACCAUUAGAAACAAAUGCUACAGCUGAACGUGUUCAAAUAUGUUCUGAUUUUAUGUUUAUUGGACGAUUUGCGGAUGCUUUAUUUCUUGGUCUUGAAUAUCCAAAAUAUUCACAUAAUAAUACAUUUUUAUUAGAACAACUCGAUCAAUAUUAUCAUGGUGGUUUAAUGAAUAUGGCUCAUCAAACUGUUCGAUAUUGGGAUCAAAUUAUAGCUAUGUAUGAAAAAGGUACUGAUAUAUGUAAAGCAUCAACAAAUAAUCCAUAUUAUUUAAAUUGUACAAUACCACAUUUACAUAUUUCGAAAGAAAAACAACAAUCAAUAACAUAUAUUCGUUCAAAAUCAUCAAAUUAUCUACCAUUUUCAAGUAAUUCCUAUACAUCAUUAUCAAAAUUACAAUAUACACAAAUUGAUACAGGUGUUAUAUCCAAUCAAAGUUAUGCAUCAUUUGGUUAUACAACACUUUUUGAUGAUUUUAAUAAUGAUGGAUUAUCUGAUCUGGUUAUAUCAGCACCUGAUUAUUAUAAUUUAGGUUGUACACAAGGUGGUCGUGUUUUUAUUAUUUAUGGAAAGAAAGAUCAAUUACCAAUACCAGAACAUAAUAUUAAUAUUAUUGAACAAAUAGCUAAUCAAACAUUAAUAUCACCUGAUUGUGAUGGUGAUCGAUUUGGAACUGGUUUAACUUCUCUUGAUUGGAAUAAUGAUGGAUAUAAUGAUCUUGUUGUUAGUAGUCCAUCACAUGGUUAUGGUUAUCGUGGUGCUAUAUUUAUUUUUGCUGGUAGUAAAGAUGGUCUUGAAACAAAACCAUUUGUACGUAUUGAUGGUGUUAAUGAACAUGAUUCAAUUGGAUUUGAAUUACAUGCAGCACACCUUGAUAAUGAUACUCUAUUAGAUUUAAUUAUCACAAGUCCAUAUGCUCAACCAAAUGGUUAUGAUCAACCACAACAAGGAGCUGUUUGGAUAUUUCUUAGUUCACAUCAAAUAUCUGAUCGGCAAUUAACAAUCAAUAAUGCAACAUUUACAAUCUAUGGUGAAAAUGCUAAAUCAAAAUUUGGUUAUUCGCUUCAAAUUAUUCCUCCAUCAUGUAUUAGUCAUAAGACAUCAUCACCAGCACUUUUAAUUAGUUCACCAAUGAAUCAAGGAAAACUAUAUGUUUAUAUUAUUGAAUCACAAGUUCGUCUUUUAAUGACAAUUGAAAGUACACAAGAACAUGCACGUUUUGGACAAAGUUUUUCUAUUCAACAAGAUAAAUGUUUAUUAGCUGUUGGUUCUCCAACAGAAUUAAAUGAUUGGUAUGGUGUUGUAGAUAUUAUUCCAUUAUACACUCUUUUUAAUCAAUCAAAAAUUCAUCUUAAACUUCAUGAUAUUCCAAUUCUUAUAUCAAUUCAUGGUCAUAAAAUCUUUCAACGUCUUGGUACAAAUAUUCAAUGGACAGCAAAUGGUGAUUUAGCUAUAUCAGCUCCAUUAGGAAAAGAAAAAAUCUUACCAUUAGAAUUUGAAAAAUCUGAAGGUUAUGUUUAUAUUGUCCCAUCAAAUCGAAUUCCAACUCAACCUGAUCCAAAUAUUUAUUAUAUUGAUAAAAUAAGUUCAAUUACAUAUGCUGCUCAUAAUCGUUUGAAUCGAUUUGGUACUCGUAUGAAUAUUCUUUCUUCAAGAUUUGUUUCUUAUUUGGUUAUUUCAUCACCAUUUACUACUCUGUACGAUGAUGUUCGUUUACCUGGAAUGUUAUAUUUUCAAGAAUUAAAAUUAUAA